Lacerta agilis (Sand lizard) is the source of this 5987-nucleotide messenger RNA. RefSeq names its product La ribonucleoprotein 4B (gene LARP4B). Bases 177 to 2360 code for a protein of 727 amino acids. Gene Ontology annotation, molecular function: mRNA 3'-UTR binding. Gene Ontology annotation, cellular component: cytosol; cytoplasmic stress granule. The record is from RefSeq and is a predicted model, not a curated record. Gene Ontology annotation, biological process: positive regulation of translation. The transcript has 17 exons. NCBI's taxonomy places the organism in Eukaryota, Metazoa, Chordata, Lepidosauria, Squamata, Lacertidae.
GGCGGCGGGAGACGAAGACGGAGGCCGAGAGAAGCAGCGGCGGCAGCGAAGGAUCUCUAAGGCCGGCCUCCGAUCGCGAUCCCUCCCGGCCCGCCGGGGCCUUGCUGGCUGUUGGGUUGACAGCUUAGGUGGUGAUCAAUACAGUUCUCUCUGAGGAGCCAGAAAGCAGGCAGCUCAUGACUUCUGAUCAGGACCCUAAAGUUGUGGCUGAACCGCAGGUGCAGCAAGUACAAGAAGUUAAAGAUAGUUCUCAUCUAGAGUCGGCCAAGGUUUCUGAACUAAAUCCUAAUGCAAAAGUAUGGGGGAAUCAUAUGUUACAUGUGGAAGCAAGCGGGGCUAAUGAUGGUGGCGUGAGCAAAACCUGGGAAGAAAUAGCAGAUCAUCCACCAGAUUCCUGCAAAGAAGGGUUGGAGGCCAAUGGUGAUGGUGACAAAAAGCACCAGAAUGAAUCGUUAACAGAACUGCAAGAACCAUCACUGACAGCUCCACUGCCAGACCAGACAGAUAUGAACCCUUUGGCUCUAGAUCAUUCAGAGUAUGAAUCUAUACACGAAAACACUCAGACAGGAGGUAAAGAACAGCUGCAGUCAGAAGGUCAAGAAGACCUGCGAGAAGUACUGAAAAAAACACUGGAGUUCUGUUUAUCUAGAGAGAAUCUUGCCAGUGACAUGUACCUUAUAUCUCAGAUGGACAGUGAUCAGUAUGUGCCAAUAAUGACAGUAGCAAACCUUGAUCACGUCAAGAAGCUGAGUACUGAUAUGGAUUUGAUUGUUGAAGUGCUGCGAUCAUUGCCUUUAGUCCAAGUGGACGAGAAGGGUGAAAAAGUCAGGCCAAACCAGAAUCGCUGCAUUGUGAUUUUACGUGAAGUACCUGAAUCUACUCCAAUUGAAGAGGUUGAAGCGCUCUUCAAGGGAGAUAACUUGCCUAGGUUCAUCAACUGUGAGUUUGCCUAUAAUGACAACUGGUUUAUUACAUUUGAGUCUGAAGCAGAUGCACAGCAGGCUUAUAGAUACCUUAGAGAAGAAGUGAAAACCUUCCAAGGAAAACCAAUUAAGGCAAGAAUAAAAGCAAAGGCUAUAGCUAUAAAUACAUUUUUGCCAAAGAAUGGAUACAGACCUCUGGACAUGAACAUCUACACACAGCAGCGUUAUACAACAUCAUUUUACAUACCUCCAGUAUACAGCCCCCAACAGCAGUUUCCACUGUACAGCUUAAUUGCCCCACAGACGUGGUCAACAACACAUAGCUAUCUUGAUCCAUCACUGGUAACACCGUUUCCAAAUACUGGAUUUAUCAAUGGUUUCACAUCUCCUACUUUCAAGCCUACUACUUCUCCACUGACUUCACUCAGGCAGUAUACUCCCAGAAGCAGAAAUCCCAGCAAAUCACAUCUACGGCAUACAAUACCCAGUGCGGACAGAGGGCCAGGACUUUUAGAGAGCCCUACAAUAUUCAAUUUUUCUGCUGACCGCUUAAUCAACGGUGUCAGGAGCCCACAAACAAGGCAACCAGGGCAAAACAGGACACGGAUGCAAAGUACGACAAGUUAUACCAAGCGUGAAGUGGGCAGUGGGCGAGUAGAGCCUGCUGCUUUAGACUCAUCCCCAAGCUUAGGUAGAGGAAGGAAAAACUCGUAUGGCUAUCGAAAGAAGAGAGAAGACAAGUUCACGAGAGGACAAACGCAGUCUCCACCACCACCAAAGCCUCCAUCCCCAAGUUUUGAAUUGGGACUGUCCAGUUUCCCUCCAUUGCCUGGAGCUGCUGGGAAUCUAAAGACUGAGGACUUGUUUGAAAACAGACUAUCAAAUGUGAUAGUAGGAGGAACAUCAAAAGAAAGAAACCUCAGCGCGACUACUAGUACAAACACUAUUCCAUCAGGAGUUCCUCGAGAGCCUUUGUUGCCAGUUUCUUCUCCUCUACCCGGGACGUUUGAAAGGUCUCCUUCCCCAUCCCAGCCUCCUGAUGACUCCAAAGUCAUGGACAAGCAGCAGAGAGAGACCCCAAAUAUUGAAAGACUUUCUUCUGUACUCACUACCGCUUGCAAAUCGGUACAAGUCAAUGGGGCUGCUGUAGCAGAGUUGCGAAAACCUAGUUAUGCAGAGAUCUGUCAGAGGACAACCAAGGACCCAUCACCCGUGCAGCCCCCAAAAGAACAGAAGCCAAACACUGUCACCUGUGGGAAAGAUGAAAGGAAACCCACAGAAACACUAGAGAGAAGCAAAGAACCCCCUCCUGUGAAGUCCAAUCCAGGACAGCCCAAAGACCAGAGGAGACAGCCGUCAGGGCGCAAGUCACCACCUCCAGCCGUUGGGAAACGUCUGACGAAAGAACAGAGCACCCCUCCCAAAUCUCCUCAGUGAAACUAGUGCUUAGGAGGAGGUUUUAAAAGUUCUCACCAUGAAGUAAACCCAUGUUGCCACUCAGAGUACAAAGAAUGAGUUGCUGGUUAGGAGCUUGCAGUGCGUAUUAUGUAUAUGAAAUGCCUGCAAGGUAAUUAUUUUUUGUUUCUUUGUAAAUCAGAUUGUUCCUCCAAUUCUCUUGCUCCCCCACCAAAUUCCCCUUGAGCAAACGGUCUACUCUGUCAGGGUUUAAUUAAUCUAAACCUUACAUUUAGGUUGGUGCUGAACUGGAGGUGAUGCCUAAAAUCCUUUUCUUUUCCCUAAAGGGAAGACGUAUUCAUCGGAGGGGGGAUCAAUUUUUUUUAUUAAGCCUCCAUGUGGCUGUGUGAAUACAAGCUCUAUCUAAUGAGUUAUUUUCCUAAUCUAUUAAGCAGAAUAAUGCUGCUGUAGUUUUUAAAUAACUGGUCUGUAAGUACAUAUCUUAAAAAAAAAAACCUCCAGAAGACUAGUAACAGCAGCUAAUAUUUUGAGUGCAAAGAAAAGCAGGUGUUUUAUAAGCAGUAAGACAAGUUUGAUGUUCGGUUGUUUUUUUCUUUUUUAAAAUUUUGGCUGCUGUAGCACAUCAAAUAAAUUAUACUUUUAAGGUUUCAAAAUACAUACAAUUCUAAUGUUUUAAAUUUCAACCAUUUUUCCCCCUUGACUAAAUGUGAACCUGAUAAAGAUCACCUUCUCUAAAACAUUUUGUUUUGAUGGACUUGCAAGCAAGUAACCAGCUUCUCAAUCCAGAAUAAAAUGGUUUAUUGAAUUUCAGGAAAUGAGAAAACAAAGCACAUUGUGAAUAAACAACAACAAUAAUAAAGUACAUAAGCCCUUGCAAAAUGGCAGAUGCCAACUAAUGGCAGUUUUUCACAAGAUAGCACAAUAGCACUCUUGUGAGGAUGAUCUCAAUUUCCCCCCCUCAGCUGGAGUAAAUUAAUUUGGAGUCUCUACUGUCCUUACUGGUUUACCCCUGUGCUCUGUGUAGGUUUUUAAAACUAUGCUCAAAGUGCUCUUUGAAAGAGUUCAUAUCUUAAUCGGCCUAAGUGCUGACACCUUUCUGUACCUGCAUACAUUGGCAUAUGGAUUUAAUUAUUAUUUUUUUCAGUCCAUGGGAUAAUGGAGUUCUCUCUCUCUCUUUUUUUUUUGCGUGUGCAUGUAUGGUAAAGGAAGAGAUCCCUGUUUCUGUCUGGAGUGAGCUUUGUCACACUUACUUACUUUUAGAAGUGGCAUGCUUUCUGAAGGACAAGGAUGCACUAAAUUAACGAGUUUCUAAUAAAGUUGACUAUAAAUUAUUUUUGUUUUUAAAUGCCUAAAGUUUUUCUUUGAGUGUUUAAGCAGCAGAUGGUUCGGAUGAAAAUGUUUUCCUGCUGAAUAGUUUAUUCCACACAAAAAAGGAGGUUUAUUUAAACAACUGAUUUUUUAAAAGAAUUAUUUCCAUCCAAUAUUUAAAGACUUGAAUUUUAUUUAAACUUGAAAAUGACUUUGCCUUAACUUUUGUAUAAGACAGCUUAUAGUUACUGAAGUCUGACCCUCUCAUGGGUUUGUGUGGGUGGCAUAUACAGAAUUACUCAGUUACAGUAUGUAUGUAUUGUCACUGGUCUUACUGGGUAAACACACUGUAGUACAGGAAGUAGCGGCAGUUUUUUGUAAUAUACCUUAAAAGAUCUUAAGCAGUUGAUCUUUUUCAAAAUGUUGAAAAUCUGUAAAUGGAAAUAGUCAAUACUGUAUUAAAUAUGUGCACUUGGAAGUGUGUGCUUUUGCUUGUACAGGUGUAAAUAAUCAGAACAUAUAAAAAAGGUACCAUUAAAAAACUGAUAAAAAUUAUUGAUAUAUUAUAAAUGUUGCUGUUGAGCUGGAUGUAGAUAAACUAAAUGUUGUGGUUUGAAUAUUACUUUAAUUUGUUUUUUCCUUGUUUCUUUUACUUUAUUCUGGUGUGCUGAGCUGAUUCUGCCUCUUCACUGCAAAAGGGAAUUGGAGAAAGUCUGUCUUAAAAGCCCUGACAUUUUAAAAACUCUCUGGAAGUGUGUAUUUUGACCAGUAUGAAACAUGGUUAUGCAAUGUAAUUUUCAACUCUGUCUUAUAAGCUGCGAUUAUUAUUAUUAUUAUUAAAAGAACCGGAAUUGGAAAGAAAUGACAUUGCCACAAAUACACAGCCCCGACGUUUACUCAACCACUCUUAAGGCCAAAAUAUUAGCAAGUACAUAUCUUGGGAUUUGUUUCCUCAUACAAUAGGGCAGUUGAAUUCUUGACAUAGGUUGCUGCUAUUUUAAUUGUCCUCUUAAAAAAAUAAAAACCAGCCUGCUUUUUGCACUGCAGAAUUUAAAAUAAGCAAGCUGGGAUCUGUUUGUUCCUUCCUGAAAAGGCACACUUUGAGAAUUCAAAAUCAACCAACUGGGACUGUUGUUGGGUUUUAAUGUUUAUCCCUUACCCAAUGAGCAGUGGGGAAACGGCAGCUAGAUUGGGGUAUGGUUUAGGCCAAUGAUAAGAUUCCUUUGUUUGCCUGUUGAAAGCAUGAAGGAAACAGCUGCAGACGAAGUGGGACGUGGCUGCAGCGAGUGUGCGCAGCUAAUCAUUACAGCCAACUGAAUAUAUGCAGACCAGCAGGUGGAUUGUUACUGUUCUCAUGCAUUCGGCUGCCACUUGUACUAGGAUAAUACACUGUAAUUCUCACACAAAUAACAGUCUGUGUAAAAGAGUUUAAAACUUUACUGCAAUAGCUUUAUAAACAAUAAAUAAAUAAAAAGCAAAAAGUGUCAUGCCAAAUAACUUCUCCAAUCACUUUAAUACUUUCCCAGUCAGACUGUAUGAGGCUGCUGGAACAGAAGUUCAUAUCCCACAGAGUGUUUUGCAUACAGCUACUUAGUUCUGCUAUUUUAUUUUAUUUUAUUUUAAAACCUCCCCUGAAAGCUGAGAUUCUGGUUAGAAUGAUCAGGCCCCGUCAACAUUGGGCUCCUUCCCCACCCAACCACCAAUCCCAAUUUGUAGGAUUGCUUUGGUGCUCGUGUAUAAAGACAGCUUUUCCUGAGGCUGUUUGUUCAAGAAAUGUAUUUAAAGCUAGAAAUUUUUGCUUCUGGAGGGGGGGAAAAGAGUACAAUAAUUUUCCACCCAGCUGCCCCACCUCAAUUUUACAUACUGUCACACAAAAACCAACUUGUCAGGCUCAUUUUUUAUUUUAUUUUUUGCUUUCCCCCCCUGCCUCUUAGCUAAACACACAUAACCAGUGGGCAACGGGAUGCAGUGUAUCAUGAACAACCACUGACUGUAGGGGUUUGCACAAGCCUCUGUAUCUCUUUCAGCUUGCUGCAGCCCUUACGUAUUGUGUAGCCUGUUACACUGAUAGCAGCAGACAAUCGAAGACACACCUGGCGAGGGCAGCAGCUGCCAAGUCACAAAACAGGAGGUGUAACAUGGAGGCCUUUUUUUCCUGAGGGUGUUUGUUUUUGUUCUUCCAUUUAAGACUGGAAUCAAGCUUACAUGUAAACUAUUGGUAAUUUAAGUUUCCUUUUGUGUCAUAAAAUGUACAACUGUCUAAAACUGUAGGUUAUGAAAAAAAUAAAGAUUUAGGCACUGUUGAAUUUCUCUUUUUUUAAAUUAAACUUCUUACAACAG